This is a messenger RNA of Quercus robur (English oak), 3090 nucleotides long. Its product is annotated as putative disease resistance protein At3g14460. Gene Ontology annotation, biological process: defense response to other organism. Gene Ontology annotation, molecular function: protein binding; ADP binding. NCBI's taxonomy places the organism in Eukaryota, Viridiplantae, Streptophyta, Magnoliopsida, Fagales, Fagaceae. The record is from RefSeq and is a predicted model, not a curated record. The transcript has a single exon. The coding region runs from base 37 to 3090 and encodes 1017 amino acids.
GAGCUAAAAGAUGCUGCCUAUCAUGCUCAGGACUUGAUGGAUGAGAUUGCAACUGAUGCCUCGCGCUACAAGUUGGAAGCUGAACUGAAGAGUAAGGUACAACUCUUCAACUUUACUUCUCAUAUUUCUUCUUACAAGGAAAUAGAAUUUCAAUUAGAAGAGAUUUUAGGCAGACUAAAAUCUCUUGCAAAGCAAAGAGACCUCCUUGGUCUCAAAGAAGGUAAUGGUGGUGAGAAACCUUCACCAAAAAGGCUGACGACGUCUUUGGUUGAAGAAUCUGCUGUAUACGGUAGAGAUGGAGAUUCGGAGGCCAUAACUGAAUUGUUGCUAGCAGAUAAUGGCAGUGGUGAUAACAUAAGUGUUAUUCCCAUAGUGGGAAUGGGUGGUGUAGGCAAGACCACCCUUGCUCAACUUGUAUAUAACAAGAAGUUGGUGACGGAGCGUUUUGAUGUUAGAGCAUGGGUAUGUGUUUCACAAGAAUUUGAUGUGCUUAGGAUCACAAGAACUAUUCUUGAAGCAGUGACUUCGUCCACAGGUGAUACCAACGACCUAGAUCUACUCCAAGUUAGGUUGAACAAGAGUCUUGUGGGAAAGAAAUUUCUGAUCGUAUUAGAUGAUAUUUGGAAUGAGAAUUACUUGGAUUGGGAGGUCUUACGAACCCCAUUCAAAUCUGGGGCGAAUGGAAGUAAGGUAAUCUUAACCACACGUAAUGAAACUGCUGCGUCAAUUGCACGCACAGUUCAAACUUAUCAUCUAAAGCCUUUAACGGAGGAAGAUUGUUGGUUAUUAUUUGCAAAACAUGCAUUUGGCAAGAGAGAAUCUACGGCGUAUCCGCACUUGGAAAUAAUUGGAAAGGAUAUAGUGAAAAGGUGCAAUGGCUUGCCUUUAGCAGCGAAAACUCUGGGUGGUCUCUUACGGCUGAAGUUGGAUCCUAAGGAAUGGGUUAAGAUAUUGGAGAGCAAUAUAUGGAACUUCUCAGACUGUGAAAGCAAUAUUCUUCGAGCUCUUAGGUUGAGUUACCAUUAUUUACCUUCCCAUCUCAAACCAUGCUUUGCCUAUUGUUCAAUAUUUCCAAAAAAUUAUAAAUUUAAAAAGGAGGAAUUAGUGCUUUUAUGGAUGGCAGAAAACUUUUUACUGCAUCCUAAAAGAGAGAACUUGGAAGAAGUAGGUUUUGAGUACUUCAAUGAUCUAGUAUCUAGGUCAUUUUUUAAGCGGACAAGCGGUAGGGGUCAAUGCUAUGUUAUGCAUGAUCUUUUGAAUGAUUUAGCUCUCUUUGUCUCUGGAGAAUUUUGUUUUAGAAUGGAAGUUGACAAUUCAUAUGGCUUGUCAGGAAAGACUCGUUAUUUUUCAUAUUCUAGAACGAAGUUUGAUGCCUAUGAGAAAUUUGAAGCCUUUCAUGGAGCCAAGGGUUUGCGAAGCUUUCUACCCUCAAAUGUGUCACAGCAAUAUGGAUGCUUAAGUACUAAAGUUAUACUCCACUUAUUACCCGAACUAAGAAACUUAAGGGUACUAUCACUAUCUCACUAUAGGAAUUUGACAGUAUUGCCAGACUCAAUUUCCAAUUUGAAACAGUUAAGAUAUUUGGACAUUUCUCACACUGCAAUCAAAGUAUUACCUGAUUCAGUGUGUACUUUGUACAAUCUGCAAACAUUACUGUUGACAAAUUGUCAUUCGCUCGCUGAGUUGCCUGCCAACAUGGGAUGGCUAAUUAACUUGCGUCAUCUUGAUAUUAUUGGAACAAACUUGAAAGAAAUGCCAUUGCUAAUGGGUAGAUUGAAAAGUCUUCGAACAUUAACUUCUUUUAUUUUGGGAAAAAAUGGUGGUUCUGACAUCAAAGAGUUGAGGGAGUUUCAGCAACUUAAGGGAAGCCUUUCUGUUUUGAAGCUGGAAAAUGUUGUUGAUGCUAGAGAUGCUUUAGAGGCCAAUUUGAGGGAUAAGUUGCAACUUAAUGAAUUGGUGUUAAAGUGGGGUGGGGAUACUAAUGACUCCAUAAAAGAUCGAGUUAUACUAGACCAUUUGCAACCUCAUGCAAACCUGAGAAAGCUUACCAUUGAAAAUUAUGGUGGCACAAUAUUUUCAGACUGGAUAGGACAUGCAUCCUGCAAUAUCGUAUCGGUCCAAAUUCGUAAUUGUAAGUAUUGCCUCUUCUUGCCUCCAUUUGGUCAACUGCCCUCUCUGGAGAACCUCUCUAUUGAGGGAUUAGAUGGAGUGGUGACCAUUGGUACAGAGUUUUAUGGGACUGUUGGUUCUAAAAGCAAGCCGUUUGCAUCGCUACGAAAUUUGCACUUCAAGAACAUGUUGCAAUUGCAGGAAUGGCUUCCUUUCAGAGAUGAUGAUGAAGGUGUAGUAGCUUUCUCUCGUCUUCAACAUCUUUAUAUACGAAAUUGUUGUAACCUGACUAAGGGUCUUCCUGACAGCCUUUCUUCUUUAAAGACACUUGUGAUUGAAGAGUGUCAGCAACUUGUCGCUUCAGUUUCAUGUGUACCAGCCAUGCGUGAAUUGAAGUUACGGUAUUGCAAUAAGGUGAUGUUGAAUGAGUUACCACCUAAAGUGCUAGAGUUCACAAUUAGUGGAUAUGAUGCCUUGGUGUCUUUACCUAUCGGUAACAACCACUGUCUUAGAAAGUUAGAAGUCUCUGAUUGUCCAUCUUUCAGGUUGCUUCCUAUUAUUGGCAAAGCCGAUGCACUAAAAUCACUUAGUGUCAAGAACUGUGGGAAAUUAGUGUUUCCGAUGCACCAAUGCUAUCCAUCCCUUGAGAGUUUGUGCAUGAGAAGCAGUUUCGAUUUUCUUGUGUCCUUCCCAUUGGAAUUAUUUCCAAAGCUGAAUCAUCUUGAUAUCCACGGAUGUCAGAAUCUUCAUUCUUUUUCUUUUUCAAAUCAAGGACCGCUUCAGCAUCUCUUAUCUCUCAGAAGCUUACAAAUCAGUAACUGUUCCAACUUUGUAUCCUUGCCUGAAGAGGGAGUACCUGCCCCCAACCUGACCUGUUUCCGUGUUUAUAACUGUUAUAAUUUGAAGUCCCUGCCAAGCCAGAUGCACACCCUGCUCCCAUCUCUUCAGGUUUUGAGUAUACGUUUUUGUCAUCUGCCAUGA